AUCUAGAGAAACUCGUCGGUUGGAUUGGAUAUAUUUGGGUGGUUUAGACUCUAGUCUGUGCUCCCAUGACGACAGAGCAUAUGAAAAGAGGAAAAUAAAAUGCAAAAAACAGAGAAUGGAAAGUUUCCCUGUUUCCAUACGGAUUGGCUUUGGCCCCUGGUUUUGUCAUUUCCUUCGACACAGUUCUUCCCCCCAUUACCAUGUUCUCCAUCGCCUGCCGUUUCUUCCUUUAUAUUCCUCUUCCACCGCCAUUUCCAACUUGGAGAUAUCCAUUUUUCCUAUAAUCAUAUUCCCACCACCUCCCCUUUUCUCGAUUCCAGAGUCACACAAGCCUUUCCCACUCCAAAGUUGCGGUUUUUUUUAAGCAUUUUCCGCUCUCCUGGGUUUCUGGUUCUCAAUCUGAGAUUUGGGUUUGUUGGGGAGAAGGAGAAAGUUCCCGUCUUUAUUAAUUUUGGCUGGGAACUGCAAUGACGAUUGAAGCUGUGGCAGAGGCGAGAGGCGAUCCAAUGGCUAGGCAAGUGAAGAGGUCUGGAUAUGCGGGGCGGAGCGUUGUAGAGAGAAAGAGAGGUUAUAAGAAGAAGGUUAAGAGGUCAUCAUCACCACCUCAACCCUCUUCAGCUUCAAUGGCGCUCCAGGAUCUCUUCCAGUCUUGUAAAGAUGUGUUCAAAGGUCCUGGCACCAUUCCUCUGCCUCCUGAUGUCGAUAGACUGUGCCACAUACUUGACAAUAUGCAGCCAGAGGAUGUUGGCCUAAGCAGCAAGUUGCAGUACUUUAACCCUAAUAAUAAUAAUGCUCUAGUAGUCCAAGGCACUGUUAAUCAUCCUAGAGUCAGCUACACCACAAUUUACCAAUCCACCAACUUCUCUUUGUACAUUUUCUUUCUCCCUGCUGGUGGUGUGAUCCCUCUCCACAACCAUCCUGGAAUGACGGUAUUCAGCAAACUCUUGCUAGGAGAGGUCCACAUCAAAUCCUACGACUUAGUUGACUGCCAGCAGGCUUCGAGUUCUAAACUGAGGCUGGCCAGGUUGGUAGCCGAUAAGGUCUACGAAGCUCCAUGCGACACAUCGGUACUGUAUCCAACAACAGGAGGCAACAUUCACCAGUUCAAAGCAGUUACUCCGUGCGCAAUCCUUGACGUGCUGGGUCCUCCUUAUUCGAGGGAAGAUGGGCGCGACUGCUCAUACUACCGGGAUUUUCCUUACCAAGACUUCUCGAGGAAUUGUGAAGGGGAAGAGGGAACACUGAUGACAGAAGAGGAAGGGCGAGAGUAUGGAUGGUUGGAAGAGGUUGAAAUGCCUGAGGAAUCACAAAUGGACGGGAUUGAGUAUCUAGGUCCACAGGUUGUUGAGAAUGGAACCUGCUUCUGCUGAUUGAAUUGCCUGAAAUGGAGAUAAAGGUCCUCUUCUUUUUUUUUUGGUCAUGUUGGGGGGUCCUCGUUUUUCUGUUUCUCCUGCAUGGUCCUUUCGCAAGCUAGUUAGACUUUGUUGAUAGAGAGAUGGAGGGAGAGGAACAAAACAGAGUUACUCUACCUUUUUUCUGGUUUUGGUGUGUACAGUUUUCAGGGCUGGUCCUAGAGAAAGUGCGAUACUUUCUCUUGUCUGCGUGACAUGAGUCAUUCAUGUCCUGUAGUGUAAAUCUGAUCACGACUUGAGGUAUCAGUUUGUAACCUUAUUUCCCAAAGAGUUUGAGUAUGGUAUCUGCAAGAGAAGCCUUAAUUAUUUCGCUGUGCCUAGUCUGUAUGUGCGUGGAGAGGGGAGACAUUAAGAUUAGUUUGAUAGCAUGGCAACAGCUACUUAACUGUUAAGCGACUCUCGGCAUAGUUGGAACUUCCAUUUCAUCGAACAUAGCAGAGUAAGUAAUAGUCUGUUUUGGCUCUGAUAGCAGCUCGAUUUAUUUAAAUCGGAGAGGUUCAAUAAUAGGUUUUAUCCCAUAUACUAACACACCGCUCAAACGAAGCUAUUCAUAUAGGCUUGAAGUUUUCACAGGCAUCAAACACCUUGAGCUUAACAAAUGAGGGUCACCGGGAUUCAUACAAAAGACAUCAUUCACAAAAGGAUAUGAUACCAUGUUAAGAACCAGUUGAUCAACUCGAGUUGUUGGGAGAGACCCAUAUAUGAAUCUUAACCACUUUUUUACAGUACCAUUACUCAACUUUGGUUUGUUAUCUAGUGAAACAAAUAUUUGGUUUAACAACUAAUCUACUCUAAGGGUUAAACUAAUCACAAGUUAAGGACUCACUCAGGUUUUGAUUCCCCCUAGUCACUAGCUAUAUUGAGAUUGAUAAACUUCUAACUUUUUCACUCGAUGUCUAUAUUGCGGAGAAUCCAUGACCAAGUCUUGAAUCUCGAUUAAAGUAAUCAAUGCCCUCUUGAGUUGGUAGCCCAAAGAGACGUAUCCUCACUAGCACAACCGAAUGAAUGUCUGCAUCAGAAAUCUAUCUUUAUACACCUAUAAAAUUCACCACUUAUAAUAAAUUACCACCGCUCUGAUAAUGUGUAAAGUUAACUUGAAGACUAAAGAAGUAGGAGAUGACAAUGUUAAAAUUCGAGUACUGAUUACUCAAGUCAUAUCUGUCAUGAACCAGUUGCUCCCAAUAACUCGAGUUGUUGGGAGAGGUUCAAUCGUGGAUCAUAUACCACAACACUAACACGACCCCUCAAACGAAAGCCACUCACAAGGGCUUGAAGUUUGCACAGGUCUGAAGACAAGAAUACCAUGUGCUUAACAAAUGGGGGUCACCGGAAAUCGAACACAAGACCUCUCGGUCACAGAAGGCUCUGAUACCAUGUCAAGAACCAGUUGAUCCCAAUAACUCGAAUUGUUGAGA
This is a messenger RNA of Linum trigynum, 2827 nucleotides long. The record is from the annotation of a GenBank genome assembly. Lineage: Eukaryota; Viridiplantae; Streptophyta; Magnoliopsida; Malpighiales; Linaceae.